Molecule: messenger RNA, 1189 nt
Organism: Eublepharis macularius
Lineage: Eukaryota; Metazoa; Chordata; Lepidosauria; Squamata; Eublepharidae
Gene: MB
Product: myoglobin
Exons: 3
Coding region: 119-583 (154 amino acids)
Biological process (GO): oxygen transport
Cellular component (GO): extracellular exosome
Molecular function (GO): oxygen binding; heme binding
Source: RefSeq, a predicted model, not a curated record
CCCUCAAGGUGUCUCUCUCUGCCCACACUGCAGUCAAGAAAAAACUCACACACAUAAGCAGUUUGUAUCUAUUCUGCCAAACAGCUUGCCUUUCGUUGUUUCUCAAGUAGCUGACAUUAUGGGGCUCAGUGACCAGGAAUGGCAGAGGGUCUUGGAAAUAUGGGGAAAAGUGGAACCUGAUCUCCCUGUACAUGCCCAGGAAGUUAUCAUCAGGAUGUUUCAGAGGCACCCUGAGACCUUGGAACACUUUGACAAGUUCAAGCACCUGAAGACGCUUGAUGAGAUGAAGAGCUCAGAAGAACUGAAGAAGCAUGGAAUGACCGUCCUCAACGCCCUGGGCAGAAUCCUGAAACGGAAAGGGCAACAUGAGGCAGAACUCAGACCACUGGCGCAGACCCACGCCACCAAGCAUAAAAUUCCCAUCAGGUAUCUUGAGUUCAUUUCUGAAGUGAUUGUUGGCGUCAUUGCUGAUCAAUAUUCUGCGGAUUUUGGGGCCGAUUCACAAGCAGCCAUGAGGAAGGCCUUGGAGGUGUUCCGGAAUGACAUGGCUAGCAAGUACAAGGAGUUUGGAUUCCAGGGUUAGCGAAGACACGGAGGAGGAAUGCCUAGUGGUGACAUAUAUAGUAGCACAGGUGUUGUUUCAAGAGGAGAAAAUUCUGAUCACGUGGGAAAAUAAUUUGGCACCGGGUUGAAAAAUUCACAUCAAACGAAAGCCCAGACUAUAAGUGAUGGUAGUGGAUCUGUGCCUUUAAAGACUCUGUUUAAGUGUAAAGCAUCAUACUGGGUCUGCGAGAGAUUUAAAGGGCCAAAGGAACGCACAGGCACAGACUCUCUCUGUGUGUUGAACUCAGUUACCCACAUUCCACUUUUACGCCAGUAGCUUAUCUCCCCCUCCCCACUCCAAGGUCUUUUCUUCUCUGGCUAUACUCUGAUACCAGAAGGGAGUCCAACUAUGAUAAAAAUGCAGGGUGUGAGGGUAGGUGAGCUGUCACAGAGCAGAGGGAGGAUUUAUUCCCCCCUGCCCAUGUGCCCCUUUGGCCCUGUACUUUAUGUAUCUAUGUGGCAUACCCAUAUUCAACGUGGCUCUUCCGCUGUCUUGUGUGGCUAUCAGUUUAGGCCGCCAUAUCUAGAAAGCAAGCAGUGCUUUUUUAAUUAAUUAAACACUGUUUCCACACUGUGUGUGUUCAGU